GAAGCACAGGUAUUGUGGACAGACUUCAGGAGGAGGUUCCAGAAACCAUCGAAGCUCUUCAGAGGGCUGGCAUCAAAGUGUGGGUCCUGACCGGAGACAAACAGGAGACGGCCAUCAACAUCGCCAACGCCUGCAAGCUUCUCCGCUCCAGUGACCAGCUGCUGACAGCCAACUGUGAUAACAAGGAAGCAUGUGAAGCUCUACUCAACGAGCUCAUUGUGGAGGUCCAAUGUGGAGAAGAAGGUGUAAGUGAACCGAGAGAAGACCCGUCUUCUGGAUCCACUGGCUUCAUUCUGGCCAUAGACGGUCGGACUCUGGACUGGGCUCUGCAAGACGACCUCAGGAGCAGCUUCCUGGAGCUGAGCCGCAAAUGCAAGGCUGUCCUCUGCUGCAGGUCUACUCCACUGCAGAAGAGCAAGGUGGUCCAGCUGGUCCGGGACCAAUUAGAGGUCAUGACCCUGGCUGUGGGUGAUGGAGCCAACGAUGUGAGCAUGAUCCAGGUGGCAGAUGUGGGCAUCGGCAUAUCCGGUCAGGAGGGAAUGCAGGCUGUGAUGUCCAGCGACUUUGCCAUUCCCAGGUUCUACCACCUCAGGAAGCUGCUGCUGGUUCAUGGACACUGGUGCUACCAUCGCCUCGCAAACAUGAUCCUCUACUUCUUCUACAAGAAUGUGAUGUACGUCAACCUGCUGUUCUGGUACCAGUUCUUCUGUGGUUUCUCCGGAAACGUCAUGAUCAACUCCUGGGUGCUCAUCCUCUUCAACCUGCUCUUCACCUCCGUCCCUCCUCUGGUCUACGGAGUUCUGGAUCAGGACACUGCUGCAGACGCUCUUCUGGAGCAUCCUGAGCUGUACCGGGAUGCACGCUCCUCCAAGGUCUACGUUCCCUCCAUUUUCUGGAUCACAGUCCUGGAUGCUUUCUACCAAAGCUGCAUUUGCUUCUUCAUUCCUUAUUUUGCUCUGGCAGGGUCGGAUGUUGGCAGUUUGUCCUUCGGCUCCCCGAUCAACACCUCGGCUCUCUUCAUCAUCCUGCUGCACCAAGUCAUCGAAAGCCACACACUGACAUGGAUUCAUGCGCUCGUCUUGUUUCUCAGCGCUGCUUCCUAUUUCGCCUUUGUGCUGCUCUUCAGCACCUUCUGCACCGUCUGCAGCCACCCCACCAACCUGCUGGGGGUGGAGCCUCGACAGCUGAGCACGCCCCUCUUCUACAUCAUCUGUGCCGUCACCACGGUGACGGCCCUGAUGCCCAGGAUUUUGUUCCGCUCCCUGUUCAACACCGUGCACCCCACCACUCUACUGACCGAGGACCAAAGACAGGAAGCAGCCUCAGAGUCGUACCGCCGGAGGAUGCAGCGCUGGAACCAGAACCAGGCCAGAGCCGGGCUGCAGGUGUGCGCCGACAACCCCGGCCUGGUGCGUGGCCAGGAGGAGGUGGUGUCAUGACCACGCGUGCUGGUGACGUGGGUUUGUGGUGGACCCUCCUGCCUCCCGCCCUCAGAACCGAAGCGUACGCUGGUCUGGACGGGAAGCUGCCGUCGGGAACGGAGCGUGCUCAGGCGGGACGUGUUUACAUGGCUGUCAGCUGUUUGACUGUUACGAUGACGGCCCGCCUCUGCUCCUGUUUACUCGCCGAGCUGGACUCCGUGAAGCUGCAUGGAGCUGAGGCUUCGGGCUUCCUAAAGCGCUUCAGCCAAAGUGAAGAUGAUCAGGACAAUGUUCAAAAAGUGAACACUUUUGUUUGUUUGUUUUUAACUUUUAUUUCUAAUAACUAACCAUUAAAUGUUUUAUAUAUUGAAGUUUGUUUAAAUCAGAUUCCAUCUAUCCAUUUUCGAAACUCCUGAGUCCCUUUUGGGAUCACGAAGCUGCUGGAGCCUAUCCUGUUAAAUCAAGGAAGAAAACCAGGGAGGUUCUGAUGAGACAGCAGGGUUCUGAUGGACCUCUACGCCAGGCAUCAGAGCCCGUCCUCUCAGGAGAAAGCGUGAAGUGGCCUUAUGACUCCACCAAACACAAACGCUGCAAUAGAAGUUUUUAUGGGAAUAAUGUUUUCAAUCAUGAAUGCUUUUUCAAUAAACAGCUCUUUGAAUUUCA
Oryzias melastigma (Indian medaka) is the source of this 2084-nucleotide messenger RNA. RefSeq names its product probable phospholipid-transporting ATPase VD. The record is from RefSeq and is a predicted model, not a curated record. Gene Ontology annotation, cellular component: plasma membrane. NCBI's taxonomy places the organism in Eukaryota, Metazoa, Chordata, Actinopteri, Beloniformes, Adrianichthyidae. Gene Ontology annotation, molecular function: ATPase-coupled intramembrane lipid carrier activity; magnesium ion binding; ATP binding. Gene Ontology annotation, biological process: phospholipid translocation.